AUGAGACGCCGCUGGUCUAACAACGGAGGCUUUCCGCUUCGAAUGCUCGAAGAGAGCUCCUCAGAAGUGACGUCGUCCUCAGCCCUAGGGUUCCCUCCUGCUAUGGUUAUGUCUCCAGAGUCCCUCGCCUCGCCUGAGUAUGGCGGGCUCGAAUUAUGGGGGUACGACGAUAGCAUCACCUACAACACGGCACAAUCACUGCUUGGUAACACGUGCACCAUGCAGCAACAGCAACCUCCGACGCAACCGUUGCCCUCUAUGCCUUUACCUAUGCCACCCACGACGCCCAAAUCAGAAAAUGAAUCUAUAUCAUCAGGUCGUGAAGAACUGUCACCGGCAUCUAGUGUGAACGGUUGCAGCACAGAUGGCGAGGCACGGCGGCAAAAGAAAGGACCAGCGCCUCGGCAACAAGAAGAGCUUUGCCUCGUUUGCGGUGAUAGAGCCUCUGGAUACCAUUACAAUGCGCUCACAUGUGAAGGGUGUAAAGGAUUCUUUAGGCGGAGUGUCACUAAAAAUGCAGUAUACAUUUGCAAAUUUGGACACGCGUGUGAGAUGGAUAUGUAUAUGAGGAGAAAAUGCCAAGAAUGCAGGUUAAAGAAAUGCCUUGCAGUGGGCAUGAGGCCAGAAUGUGUAGUGCCGGAAACCACGUGCGCGAUAAAGAGAAAAGAAAAGAAGGCACAGAGAGAGAAAGACAAACUGCCAGUCAGUACAACGACAGUAGACGAUCAUAUGCCGCCCAUAAUGCAAUGUGAUCCACCACCACCUGAAGCUGCCAGGAUUCUGGAAUGUUUGCAGCAUGAAGUGGUCCCGCGAUUCCUCUCGGAAAAACUCCUGGAGCAGAACAGGCUGAAGAAUAUCCCUCCAUUAACGACGAACCAGCAGUUCUUAAUCGCAAGGCUCGUCUGGUACCAAGAUGGAUAUGAGCAGCCCUCCGACGAAGACCUGAAAAGGGUUACUCAUACUUGGCAGGAGCCCGAGGACGACGAAGAAGAGUCCGAUUUGCCAUUCCGUCAAAUCACAGAGAUGACUAUCCUGACCGUGCAACUGAUCGUCGAGUUCGCCAAGGGCCUACCCGGAUUUGCCAAGAUAUCUCAGCCCGAUCAAAUUACCCUUUUAAAGGCAUGUUCAAGUGAAGUGAUGAUGCUUCGAGUGGCCCGGCGGUACGACGCGUCGACGGACACCGUGCUGUUUGCCAACAACCGCGCGUACACUCGCGAGAACUACCGUAAGGCGGGCAUGUCGUAUGUCAUCGAGAAUCUGCUGCACUUCUGCCGCUGUAUGAACACCAUGGCUAUGGAUAAUGUGCACUAUGCGUUGCUCACAGCCAUUGUUAUAUUCUCAGAUCGGCCCGGGCUCGAGCAGCCGCACUUAGUAGAAGAGAUACAGAGAUAUUACAUAAACACUUUGCGGGUGUACAUCAUCAACCAGCAGAGCGCGUCUACUCGCUGCCCAGUACUCUUCGGCAAGAUCCUGUCCAUACUCACGGAACUUCGGACCUUGGGCAUGCAGAACUCCAACAUGUGCAUCUCCUUGAAAUUGAAGAACAGGAAGCUGCCACCGUUUUUGGAGGAGAUAUGGGACGUGGCGGAGGUGAACACGUCGGUGCCGGCGCCCGUGGUGGCGACGCCCGCCGACCUC
This is a messenger RNA of Brenthis ino (lesser marbled fritillary), 1638 nucleotides long. Lineage: Eukaryota; Metazoa; Arthropoda; Insecta; Lepidoptera; Nymphalidae. The record is from the annotation of a GenBank genome assembly.